GGCAUAUGUUCAGUCGACUGGUGGGAAGAAGAAGCACAGAUGCGGCGGCUGGUGCGAAAUUGGAAUGGCCGGUUGUUAUUCAACGGCAAAUCCGGCCAAGAAAUUGUUGGACAUGCCGGUGUCCAUCAGGAGGCCAAGUCCGAGUCCUCUACCAAGGAGGAGGGAGCGGGCGAGGUGGAUAAGAAUGGCUACGGCGCCAAGCACUGCAUGAAACUGGUGGAGAAGUACGACUAUGAGAACUACCUGUGCACCCUGCUGCUGCCACGGGAAUUGCGACGAGCUGCCUUCGCCCUAAGGGCAUUCAAUGUGGAGGUUUCCAGAUCCGUCAGCGGCCAUCUAGUCGAGCCCCAAAUCGCCAAGCUGCGCCUCAAGUUCUGGCACGACUCCAUAGACAAGUGCUUCGAGGCGGAGUCGCAACGCUCCUACGUGGAGGACCAGCCCGUCCUGCGCGAACUGAAGCACACGGUGGGCAGCCGCAAGCUGAACAAGGUGUACUUGCGCCGCCUGGUCACGGCACGCGAUCGUCCGCACACCCAUGGAUUCGAGACGGUCCGCGAACUGGAGGAGUACGCCGAACAGACCUUCUCCUCGCUGCUGCUCCUGCUGUUGGAGGUGGCCGGAGUGCGUGAUCUGCAGGUGGACCAUGCCGCCUCGCAUCUGGGCAAGGCCCAGGGAAUAGCCACCCUACUGCGGGCCAUUCCGCUGGCGGGACGUCAGCAGGCGGCCUGUGUGCCGCUCGAAGUGCUUGUGCGCCAUGGCGUCAGCCAGGAGCGCAUCAUUCGCUGCAAGAGCGAUGACAAGGGCGUCGAGGAGUGCAUAUUCGAGGUGGCCAGUGCCGCCAAUGGGCACCUAAAGCUCGCCAGGCAGCUCAAGGAUCAGGUGUCGCCCCUCGUGCCCAAGAUCUUCCUCACCGCCGUGGCGACGGAUGCCUAUCUGGAGCGCCUGCGUCGCGCCAACUUCCUGCUUACCCACAAAAGCUGCACAGGACGUGACUCCAUGCUGCCCGCACGUCUAUUUUGGAAGUCGCUAUUUAAUCGGUACUGAUACCAGUUACUUUAGUAGUAGUAAAACUAGGCCUAAUGCCACAUUGUUGACUUCUUUAAGUAAAACCGUUUUAAAACCA
Molecule: messenger RNA, 1123 nt
Organism: Drosophila subpulchrella
Lineage: Eukaryota; Metazoa; Arthropoda; Insecta; Diptera; Drosophilidae
Gene: sicily
Product: NADH dehydrogenase (ubiquinone) complex I, assembly factor 6 homolog
Exons: 4
Coding region: 40-1044 (334 amino acids)
Biological process (GO): mitochondrial respiratory chain complex I assembly; biosynthetic process
Cellular component (GO): mitochondrion
Source: RefSeq, a predicted model, not a curated record